AUGUCUUCCGAGAGUGAAGGCCCCACGAUAAAGCUCUUUGGAAAGACCAUACCUUUGGCUUUAGCGCCACUGAACCAUGAGGCUUCUUCCGCCAUUGAUGAGUCUUGUGGAACUGUUGAUUCUGAUAUUGCUGCCACUGCUUGUGGUGGUGGUGUUGAAGACUGUUCUGAUGACAAGCAAAAGCUUUCUUCUUCAGCCACUACUAAUUCGCUUGAAGGGAACUCAACGAGAGUGGACAAGGAAACAAUAUCAGAGAAGGAACUCACAGCCGAGAAGCAGGAAGAUGAUACCUCAGAUCAAAUCACAGAAGACUUAAAAGCUCCUACAGCAUCAUCUGGAAUUAGCGAGAAUCCUAAAACGCCAUCAGUUGAUAGAGAAACUUCAUCUCUGAAAUCCUCUAAUAAUGGAGACCAGAGUGAGGCCAGUUGCUCACAAGAAAAGACUCUAAAGAAGCCAGACAAGAUACUUCCAUGUCCUCGAUGUAAUAGCAUGGACACCAAGUUCUGUUAUUAUAAUAAUUACAAUGUCAACCAGCCUCGCCAUUUCUGCAAGAACUGUCAGAGAUACUGGACUGCUGGAGGAAUCAUGAGGAAUGUGCCUGUGGGUGCUGGUCGUCGCAAGAAUAAAAACUCUUCAGCUUCACAAUAUCGUCACAUGUUAAUGUCAGAUGCUCUGCAAACAGCUCGUGCUAGUGCUGCAAAUGGUGCACACAACACUACUUUGGGAAGCAAUGGUACUGUCCUGACCUUUGGUUCGGAUUCUCCUCUUUGUGAAUCAAUGGCUUCUGUAUUGAACCUUGCAGAGCAAGCACAAAAUUGUACUCAAAGUGGGUUCCAUAGGCCUGAACAAAGAAUUGGGGUUUCUUCCAUACCAGGAGAUAAUAGGGAUGCCCACUCAAGUGGAUCUUCUGUUACAGCUUCAAAUUCAUCAGAGAGGGGAGGUAAAGUUGGUUUACAAGAGCCAGCGAUUAAAAGCUGUCAAAGCUUCCCUCCUCAAGUACCAUGCUUUCCAGGCUCCCCUUGGCCUUAUCCAUGGAACUCAGCUCAGUGGCCCUCUGGAAUGCCUCCACCUCCUUUCUGCCAUUCAGGCUUUCCAAUAUCAUUCUACCCUGCACCACCAUAUUGGGGUUGCACUGUACCGGACCCUUGGAAUUUACCAAGUCUCUCCUCACCAUCCUCUACUCUUAGCCACUGUGCUACAAGCUCCGGUCCAAAUUCCCCAACAUUAGGGAAACAUUCGAGAGAUGGGGACAUUCUUAAUGCAGCCAGCUCCCAGAACGAAGAUCACGCGAAGAACAACACUUCAGAUAGAUGUGUUUGGAUUCCAAAAACAUUAAGGAUUGAUGAUCCAAGUGAAGCAGCAAAGAGCUCCAUAUGGGCAACAUUAGGCAUUAAGAAUGAAAAGGGAAAUUGUACUAAUGAGGGAGGUCUCUUCCGGGCAUUUCAAUCAAAGGGAGACGAGAAAAAUCACGAGGUAGAAGCAUCACCAGUGUUGCAAGCCAAUCCUGCAGCCUUGUCCCGGUCACUCAACUUCCAUGAGAGAACAUGA
Prunus armeniaca (apricot) is the source of this 1548-nucleotide messenger RNA. Lineage: Eukaryota; Viridiplantae; Streptophyta; Magnoliopsida; Rosales; Rosaceae. The record is from the annotation of a GenBank genome assembly.